This is a messenger RNA of Trypanosoma grayi, 627 nucleotides long. RefSeq lists its product as hypothetical. The transcript has a single exon. Bases 1 to 627 code for a protein of 208 amino acids. Lineage: Eukaryota; Euglenozoa; Kinetoplastea; Trypanosomatida; Trypanosomatidae. The record is from RefSeq and is a predicted model, not a curated record.
AUGGCGUUAGUGCACACUCCAUCCGGAAGCGGUGCUAUAUGCACGGUACGCAACAAUGAUCCCGCGACCCCUGCCGAGUUGCAGCGCAGGCAUGAAGCAGGCUGCCUGCCGUACCCAAGCCAUCUUGCCCACCGACUUGUUGUCGCCCCCGCAGCGUCUGUUGUGCCGCCAUUAGCUUUUGAAUCCGCGGCUGCUAAGUCUCCCGAGGAGGAGCGGUGGAUGGAGGAACACCGCGCGGCCAACGAGCGGGACCAACAGCGGCAGGCGCGGUACGGCGCGCUCCUUCGCAGCCACCAUGUCCCCGUUGUGCCCUUUUCCACCUUCAAGGAGCGGCAGGGUAAAAACCGCCCCAUGAUUACCAGUGAGGAGCUCAAAGCAUGGCGAGAGCAUUCACGGUGGGGCGUGCGUGGCGACGACUACGUCAUGUGCAGGGACUUUCACCCUGGGCCUGGAGCGUAUCUUCACCGUGGUGGGUACCCCCCUUCCAUGGUCUCGCAAUCUACAGUGCAACUGGAGCGAAUCUAUAUCCGCGAUGUGGCACCCCUACCGCCACGCCAACUGCCUUCGUCAGAUCCGUCGCGCCGACUUCCGUUAUCGGGUUGCAAGUCAAUUGUGGCCCCCAUAUAA